GGCAGCCGUGCAUGGUUGUUGGUUACAUAAACCUGAGCCUUGGGCCUUAGCAUUGUUAGAAGCAAGUCAUACCACAGCUAGCUCAAGUGGACUGAGCAACCGUUUCUUAAUGCAUUGCCCUUACCCUUUCCAGAGCUUUGCCUGGCCAUUUCAAGGAAGAAGAAGGAUUAGUGCGAGAGAUUCUUCCAGCUUGAGUGAAUCAGAGCUCUGUGUUAUUAUUAGAAAGCUGUAGCGGCGCAGUGAGUUCAUCAACGGCACAAUGGGAGGCGUGGUGUCGGCGCUGGCGGGAGCCAGCAGGGAGAGGCAGAGCAGGAAGAGGAAGCAGUUCAACACGGUGGAGCUGAAGAUGAGGAUGGACUGUGACGGCUGCGAGCUCAAGGUCAGGAACACCCUUGCCAGGAUGAGAGGGGUGGAGUCGGUGGAGAUCAACCGGAAGCAGCAGAAGGUGACGGUGCAGGGGUUCGUGGAGCCGCAGCGGGUGCUGCGGCGGGCCCAGUCGACGGGGAAGCGUACGGAGAUGUGGCCGUACGUACCCUACACCAACCCCUACGUCGCGCCGCCGGUGUACGACAAGAGGGCGCCGGCAGGGCACGUCCGCAGGGUUGACGCCCUCAUCGCCCCCGCCGCCGGCCGCGAGGAGGACCUCUCCACCAUCUUCAGCGACGACAACCCCAACGGAUGCUCCGUCAUGUAGAGUAUGAUAUUGAUACAGCAGGGCUCAUCGAUUCACAGAUUCGACUGUGCAAUGCCGUCUUGUUUGGAUUUUUUUUAAUAAAGGAAUAGUUCAAUAUCCCGACCUCUACAUCAUGGUAUAACAUAUCUAGAAGAAGGAACCACAAAUGAAUGAAAGAGUGAAGAUCAAGGUACCGAGCUUAUAGGCAAAGCCUAUUACUAAACCACCACCCGUUCUUUGCGAAAAUCUCCAUUGUCGUGGUCUCCAAAGCUCGACAAGCUCCUGGUACAGUGUCCCAAUCCUCCAUCUUCUGCAAUAAGGUCUAGAAUCUGAUCCACUGAGUAGCUCUGAAAAGAACCUGCACACAAGUUUGUUUAUCUACUUUAUCAAAAAUAAUGUCAUUUCUACUGAGCCAUAUGACCCAACAAACAGCACUUACUCCUGUUAGAAUAAGAUUCUUUUCUUUCCACCCUACCCCUUGUAGCCAUGACCCAAAGAUAUGAAUGACAUUAUUUGGUUUUUCUAAGCCAAAGGUGGUAUGAAUUAUUCUCCAAAUUAUCCUAGCCAUGUGACACUCAAAGAAGAAAUGUUGUAUAGUCUCGUUAUUACUAUAGUAGCAACAUUUCUCAUUUCCAUGCCAAUUCUGUCUAGCCAAAUUAUGUAAUAACCCUUCGGUGAAAGAGCCAUAGGAAAACUUUAACCUUAAGGGGAAGUUUUAAUUUCCAUAAGAAUCUGUUAAUGGGAAGAAUCCUUACAUCCAGUAUCGCUCUGUACAUUGAUUGAACAGAGAAGAGUCCAUUUCUAUUUAGUGACCAAAUGAACAUGUCUGGUUGGUCCACAACAUGGAGACUUGCAAUCUGAGCCACCAACUCAUGCCAAUUCAUAAGAUUGCUCUCCUGGAGCCAUGACCUUUUUUAUGGUGUCAUGCUUCCUAGUUACCAGAUUGUAAAGUGCUAGGUAUUACUCGCUAAAGCUUGUAUUUUCUAGCCACUUAUCUUCCCAAAAUCUUAUUUGUUCCCCAUUUUGCAAUUUAAAGGUCAUGUAAUUAAGGAGGUCUUCUUUCACGUUCAUUAACCCUGACAAAAAGUGUGAGUCUCCUGACUUUUUCUCUACCUGAGAGAUUGUUUUGGAGCCUAAAUAUUUAUUUUUUAGGAUUUGUUGCCAGAUUCCAUCCCCAUUAAGGAGCUUGAAAAGCCAUUUACUUAGGAGAAAUUUGUUUUGGGUUUCCAAAUCCAAAAUUCCUAGACCUCCUUACUCUUUUGGUCUACACAAGAUAUUUCACUUUGUUAAUCUAUAUUUUCUUUUUUGCUCAUCUCCUUGCCAAAAAAAUUUGGACCUAAAAUAAUCCAAUUUCUUAAGAAUUUCUUUUGGAAUUUUAAAGAAGGAAAUCAUGUACAUGGAGAGAUUGCUUAGGACUGAGUUAAUCAAGGUUAGCCCGCCUCCAUAGGAGAGCAUCUUGCUUUUCCAUGUGCUCAGUUUCCUUUCAAAUCUUUUCUUUAUAAUUUUCCAAUCUUUAUUUCAGAUUCGGGUGUGGUGCAUUGAAAUGCCAAGAUAUCUAAAAGAGGCCUCCCCAAUAGGACAUCCGAAGAUGUCCAUGUACUCUUGUUGGGCCUCUUUCGCAUCUCCAUAGCAGCUCUUAUGGAAGUUUAUCUUGAGACCAGAAAGGUGUUCGAAGACUGUUAGCACAAUCUUCAUAAUUUUUGCCUCUUCCAAGUUGUGAUCCAUAAAAAGAAUUGUAUCAUCUGCGUAUUGUAAUAUGGAUAGGCCAUCAUCAACUAAAUGUGGAAUUAAGCCUGAAAUUUGUCCA
This is a messenger RNA of Setaria italica (foxtail millet), 2480 nucleotides long. Its product is annotated as heavy metal-associated isoprenylated plant protein 23. The transcript is spliced from 2 exons. The record is from RefSeq and is a predicted model, not a curated record. Lineage: Eukaryota; Viridiplantae; Streptophyta; Magnoliopsida; Poales; Poaceae. Gene Ontology annotation, molecular function: metal ion binding. Bases 260 to 694 code for a protein of 144 amino acids.